UGCGAACUGUCAAACGCGAUUGUAUUGGUUUUCCUAACCUCGGUUAUUGUUACGCGAUUGUUAAUUAAUUACAGUGGAAAAUCGCGGUUUUUUAAUCACUGUUUAAGUGUACCUUUAAUUUCUAAUACUCGAAGAUUUUAUAUCAAUUAAUAAAUAACGCGGACAAUAUGUAAUUAUGAAGCUUUACGAAUGUGUUUUAUAUCUGGAAUAUUUCUAACCUGUUUUUGCAUUGACACUCAGUGAUGGAUAGAGAAAAGGGUAUCAAAAAAUCUUUUAUUUGAGUUCAGGUUGACGGCACGGAAAAUACCAAAUAUAUAAAAAAAAGACACUCAGUGAUAAAACAUUGUUAAUAAAUAGUGUUGAAGAAAAUAGCAAUAAUGGAGAGUACUCAAUCGUUGUACAUAAACCUCUUUAGUGAAGACAAGAGUAAUAUCUUGAAAGAGCUGUUACAUGCAUGCGUCGAUGAAAUCUGUGGUCGUCCAGGACCAUCGUAUCAUAAAUUCAUCAAUAGUAUGGAUUGGAACAAAGCCGAAUAUGAAGGCACUUAUAAGCUAAUAUCAUCAUUGUUACGGAAUCCUGCCUCUCUUUACAUGGUAGAGGAAAAGAUGCCACAAGAGUAUCAUGAACUACCCGAGCAAGUACAACAAAAUAUUCUUACUUGCUUAAAAGUGCGUAGGGAACAGUUAACAAAUGCUUUAUUAAGGAAACAUUACAAAAGGAAGCUGCCAACUGUAAUCAAUUCAGAUUGGAGAUUAAAGUUAAUAAUGGGUUCGAGCAAAAUGGCUUCUUUACGGGAAUCGCUUCUUCAGCUGGAUCUAAUAGUUGAAGAUACAGAAUCUCGACAUAUCAUAAAUUUAGAGCUAAACAAGGAUGAACUAGAUACAGUGAUAAACACCUUAGAAACGAUUGUGUGAUAUAUUUUACGAAUUUCUUUUUUUUUUACGAACAAACAAUGAUUUAUAAACUCCUAUUGUAAUAAUCGUGUGGGAUAUGAUAAAGGUUCUGUGAUGAAAUAAAUACUCGCUGCUGGUACA
This is a messenger RNA of Nylanderia fulva, 1034 nucleotides long. Its product is annotated as COMM domain-containing protein 8. Lineage: Eukaryota; Metazoa; Arthropoda; Insecta; Hymenoptera; Formicidae. The record is from RefSeq and is a predicted model, not a curated record.